Molecule: messenger RNA, 471 nt
Organism: Lachancea dasiensis
Lineage: Eukaryota; Fungi; Ascomycota; Saccharomycetes; Saccharomycetales; Saccharomycetaceae
Source: the annotation of a GenBank genome assembly
AUGUCUGACUACGAGGAAGCGUUUAACGACGGUCCAGAACACUUUGAAGACUUUGACAACGAGCAAUUCUCAGAUGCUGAGGUGUAUGAAGCUCCAGAAGAAUUCAAGGAUGGCGAGACUAAGGACGAAAACGGAAAAACUAUCAUUGCUGGCGGGACAGGGAAUGAGGACUUCCAACUGCAGCAAGAGAGUAAUCGCAGAAGAACGCUAAAGGAAAAGGCUAUUCCCAAGUCUGAGAGAACCACCACGCCUUACAUGACCAAAUACGAGCGCGCCCGUAUUCUCGGGACAAGGGCCCUGCAAAUAUCCAUGAAUGCGCCUGUGUUUGUGGACUUGGAGGGUGAAACGGAUCCGCUGAGAAUCGCCAUGAAGGAGCUUGCCGAGAAGAAAAUCCCGCUAGUGAUCAGAAGGUAUCUGCCCGAUGGUUCGUUCGAGGAUUGGAGUGUUGAGGAGUUGAUUGUCGACCUGUGA